AACGCGCUCGGAGCGGAAGUGAAAAGCAGCGGAAACAGGAGAAGAAGAGUCCAGAGAGAGGUCCUGAGGUGCGCUUGUUUCGCACACAUGUCGGUGCAGGUGUGGUGCCUGUCAUUCCGGCAGCCAUACGCUGGUCUGGUUCUAAACGGGGUGAAGACGGUGGAAAGCCGGUGGAGGCCUCUGCUGGCCCCCCUGGAGAGCCAGACCCUGGGGGUCCACAUCGCCUGGCAGGACUGGGAGGAAGAGCAGGACUGGAUGGCGGUGCUGAGCGGUCCACUGGGGAUGAACCGGGUUCAGAUCCGAGCGCUGCAGGACUCCGGGGAGUGGUUUGGCCGCGGUGUGGUGGCAGGAUUAGUGGAUGUGGGUGGGACCUGGCUGUGCCCCGCCUCCCUGCAGGGGGAGGCACUGCAGCACCUGGAGCAGUCGGCUGUUCUGAUUGGUCUGCAGGAAAAACACUUGACUCACCUUUCAAACCCUCGCUGGCUCAAGGAGCCGCUGAGGGCCCGGGGGGGUCGUGACCUCUGGACUGUGGAGAUCCCCACUGAGCUGUUACCAUGAUGACGUGCCCUCCCCUCAUGAGGUCAUGUGACCCAACAGAAGCAUCAUCAUCAUCAGCUGGUGAAACAAACUUUAUUCAACACAGAUAGAUCCCUCAUCAAUAAACAGGGACUGGCCACGCCCCCCUCUCUGAUUGGCUGCCGGGCAUUAGAAAGAUAAACUUCAAACGAAACUGUGACAACAUAGUAUAUCCACUUUAACGAACUAAACAAACGAAUUACCUUUUGAACAGAAGACGUGCUUAGCCACGAGCUUACAUGCUAACACCGGUAAACUACACUAACAUUUAGACUUUUUUAUAACAUUAAAAUGUUUUGCCCUUA
Molecule: messenger RNA, 881 nt
Organism: Cyclopterus lumpus (lumpfish)
Lineage: Eukaryota; Metazoa; Chordata; Actinopteri; Perciformes; Cyclopteridae
Exons: 2
Coding region: 88-558 (156 amino acids)
Source: RefSeq, a predicted model, not a curated record